CUAGCCAGCAGACACCGCUCCCGCCCUGACGGUUUGGGCAGUUUCAUCUUACCCUGCUGGAAUGCUGUUCUUGCCACCUGCCCAAACACCUCUUCAGCAUGUCUCGGUGUGUCUGUAGCGAGCGGCACGUGGGAAUAGAAAGAUAAAUUGUUGUCGUCUGGAGAUAAGCAAGUCCUCGGAGAAACGAGGGGCUUAAAAAUGAUUAAAAGUGAAGGGAAAUAGUUUUCCAGGCAUCUGAAGAAGACGCAAAGGCAGCUGUCUCCUGUUUUUCCGCUCAUGCUUUGACUGAGGUCAUAGAAGUUUUUCUUCAGGAAUUUAGGACUUGCAGCACUUUCCAUUUCUCACACUUAUCAGCUAUUUUGUCUCCGUUCGCUGACUGCUUAAUGUCUCUUUUCCCACUUUUCUGGCAGGUUACCUUAUGGCUAAAGAAAAUACUCGGGGAUCAGCCCAUUCCACAGUAUGAAGUGAAUGCACGGACCAUUGAUAUCUUGUACGAGCUUGCAGAACACAGUGAAGCCAGGGAUAGGGAUGUUUCUUUGCUGAUAGAUGACAGGAAGCAGAAAGCAGCAGAAUACGAAGCAGAAGCCAACUAUCUGCAGGACCUUCUUACAGAAAGCCUGGAUUUUUCCUUAACUAGUCUGUCCAGUGAGGGCACCAGCUACCUAAAUGAGCUGGUAAACAGCGCGAUGACACUUGAAACAAAGGACACUUCUCUUGUCAGCUUCAUCUCUGCCAUCAAUGAUCUGACUUCGGAUCUGCAUGCGACAGAAUCAAAAAACAGAGAAAUGGAACUGGAAUUGACCAGCAUUAGAAAAAAACUAACUGCAGCGCUGGUGCUGGAAAAGCGGUUACAAGAGGACCUCAAGAAAACAGAGGAACAUUUGGAGGUAGAAAAAGCAAAAGCUGAGAGUCGAUCCCAGAACUUGAAGUUCCUGAAAGACAAAUCUGAGGAUUUCAAAAUCAGGAUCAAGGCUGCUGAGGAGCAGCUUUCUGCCACAGGGUUGGACCAAUCUUUGACGCAUCAGUCAUUAGUGAGCCUGUCUGAGAAACUGGCUGAAUUAGAGCAAGAAAUUGUGCCUUUGAAGAAGAAACUGGAGUCCUACCUGGAUUUAACUCCUAAUCCUUCCCUUGCACAAGUGAAGAUCGAAGAAGCAAAACGAGAACUGAAUGCCUUGGAGGCGGAGUUCUCAUCGCAGCUUGACAUGCUGACUCUUUCGAUGCCAGAGCCCAGCAAACUCCGAUUCACCUGAAGUGGCCUGCGUGGAAGAGGAUGUCCUUUCUAAUUGUCUAUUUAUUUGCACUAGUAAAACCUGUUGGACUUCUAAAUGUACUUAGGCAGGUUUCUGCCUUUCUCUCCUCACUGUUGGAUAGCACACUUGUGGUCUUUCGGCAAUCAUGCUCGGUUUUUAGGGUUCGUGUAGCGUUGUAUUUGUAAAAAUCACCCAUUUUCCCAUGAAAUAAACCCCAAACACUCUUGUUUCCUUAAACAGUUUU
Molecule: messenger RNA, 1494 nt
Organism: Struthio camelus australis
Lineage: Eukaryota; Metazoa; Chordata; Aves; Struthioniformes; Struthionidae
Source: RefSeq, a predicted model, not a curated record